Messenger RNA from Theileria equi strain WA, 1392 nucleotides. Its product is annotated as 6-phosphogluconate dehydrogenase, putative. NCBI's taxonomy places the organism in Eukaryota, Apicomplexa, Aconoidasida, Piroplasmida, Theileriidae. The transcript has 9 exons. Gene Ontology annotation, cellular component: cytosol. The coding region runs from base 1 to 1392 and encodes 463 amino acids. Gene Ontology annotation, biological process: pentose-phosphate shunt, oxidative branch; pentose-phosphate shunt. Gene Ontology annotation, molecular function: NADP binding; phosphogluconate dehydrogenase (decarboxylating) activity. The record is from RefSeq and is a predicted model, not a curated record.
AUGGAGCUAUGCAACGAAGUCGGUCUUGUAGGCCUUGGAGUUAUGGCUAGCGCCUAUGCCAGGAACCUAUACUUUAGAAAAGUCAACAUUUCGGCGUGGAGCAGAAGUUCUGACGAAAUUGCGGCUUUCGAGAGGAAAUUGGACCAAGAAAAGCCACGAAGCAGUUCUUCCGAGUUUGGAAGUGUUAAAUGUUUUGAAAGUUUGGAGGAUUUUGUUGCGAGUUUGGCGUCUCCCAGGAAAAUUUUGAUACUGAUUACCGCUGGGAGUCCCGUCGAUUCUAUGCUGGACAAACUCAUCCCGCUCCUGCAGGAAGGCGACAUUGUCGUUGACGGAGGGAAUGAGUGGUAUCUCAACACCAAGCAAAGAAUUGAGCGCUGCAAAGGCUUUGGGAUUCGCUUCUGCGGUAUGGGUGUAAGCGGCGGAGAACAAGGCGCCAGGAAUCAUCCCUGUCUCAUGUUUGGAGGCGAGAUGGAAGAUUAUCUUCAGCUCUUCCCGAUCAUGUCCCAAGAUGGCAAGGACUUUUAUGUCGGCACUGGUGCCUCUGGACAUUACGUUAAGAUGGUGCAUAAUGGGAUCGAGUACGCAAUUUUGCAGGCGAUUGCAGAGGUUUACAAGGUUCUCAAACUUGUAAAUGGGUCAGAGAAUGAUGAGAUUGCGAAAUUGCUCGGGGACUGGAAUCGCACAGAGUUCAAGUCGUAUCUGUUGGAUAUUACGGAAAUGAUCUUGCAGGAAAAGGAUAAUGGUGAUUACAUAGUUGAUAAGAUUACCCCGAGCAUCUCCUCCAACGGAACGGGAAAGUGGACAGUGCAAGACUCGUUCGAUAGAGGAAUCCCAGUACCCUCAAUUGGCAUGUCCGUGGACAUGAGAAGCUUUAGCAACCUCCUUGACUUGGAUGUGUACAAGAUUGACUCUGACGGACAAAAGGUCGACCCAGAAAAUCUGAGGGCUGCAUUUCGUGCAAGUUUGGUGAGCAUUUUUUCCCAAGGAAUACAGCUUCUAACUGAAGCUUCCAAGGAGUUUGACUGGGGUCUGGAGAUUGACAAGGUUGCAGACGUGUGGUCAAGAAACAGCAUUAUUAGCUGUGAGCUCCUAAACGCCAUCUCUGAGAAAUACCAAAGGGGUAGUACGAACCUGUUGCAAGUAGCCGAACUUUUGAAAAUAGUGGACGAGAAUCUAGCUCCCUGGAAAAAAGUAGUGACGGACUGCAUAAACUACAACGUCACACUUCCUGUAAUUACAACCAGUCUACAAUACGUUCAAGUACUCUUGUCCAAACAGCACUGUCACAAUCUGAUACAAGCACAAAGAGACUGCUUCGGAUCUCAUGGGUUUAAUAGAGUGGACUUGCCAGGGAAACACCAUCACGAUUGGUGGAGGAAUCGCAAACAAUAG